CGCCCCCCGCGCUUCGCGGGCGCGGCGGCCCCGGCGCGGCUGUUAUGGAAACGGGCCGGGCGCGCAGGCGGCGAUGAUGGGGCGGCCAUGGCCCGGGCCGGCAGCUCCAGCGGCGACGCGGCGGCGGGGCGGCGGGCCGGGGGCGCCGGGCGGCCGGAGCCGUGGGAGCUGUCCCUGGAGGAGGUGCUGAAGGCGUACGAGCAGCCCAUCAACGAGGAGCAGGCGUGGGCCGUGUGCUUCCAGUGCUGCCGCGGGCUGCGGGGUGCGCCGGGCGGCCGGCGGCGCAUCCGGGACACGGCGGACAUCCUCCUGCGCAGGGACGGCUCGGUCGGCGCGCGGCGGGAGCCCGGCGCGGCUGGGCCCACAACGAUGGUGUUGCCAGCCAACUCGGAAGCCCAGGUGGUGCAGUCGCUGGGCUUCGCCAUCUACCGCGCGCUGGACUGGGGGCUGGCCGACCACGAGGAGCGCGAGCUCAGCCCGCAGCUGGAGCGGCUCAUCGACCUCAUGGCCAACAGCGACCGCGACGACGACGGCGGCGGCGGGGCGGCCGACGAGGGCUACGGGGGCCCGGAGGAGGAGGAGGAGGCCGAGGGCGGCCCCCGCGCCGUGCGCACCUUGGCGCAGGCCAUGCGCCUGUGCGCCGCGCGCCUGACCGAGCCCCGCGGCGCGCAGACCCACUACCAGGCCGUGUGCCGCGCGCUCUUCGUGGAGACGCUGGAGCUGCGCGCCUUCCUCGCCAGGGUCCGGGAGGCCAAGGAGCGGGUGGAAAUCCUCUGCGCGAAGCUUCCUGUGCGGGGCUGUCUUGAACGCUUGAUGCUGCAGAAGUUCCGGGAGGAGGAGCCACAGUCAGAGAAGCCCGUGGUGGAGCUUGACAGCCUGGGGCGCACAGACUGGGCCCGCCUCUGGGUCCAGCUCAUGCGGGAGCUCCGCCACGGGGUGAAGCUGAAGAAGGUGCAGGAGCAGGAGUUCAACCCCCUGCCUACGGAGUUCCAGCUCACCCCCUUCGAGAUGCUGAUGCAGGACAUCCGCGCCAGAAACUACAAGCUGCGCAAGGUCAUGGUCGACGGGGACAUCCCUCCCAGGGUGAGGAAGGACGCCCACGAACUCAUCCUGGACUUCAUCCGCUCCCGGCCUCCGCUGAAGCAGGUCUCAGAGAGGAGGCUUCGCCCCUUACCCCAGAAGCAGAGAACCCUGCACGAGAAGAUCCUGGAGGAGAUCAAGCAGGAACACAGGCUGCGCCCCGUGGAGGGCAGGCGCGGGGAGGGGCGGGGUGAGCGGGGUGCGCUGGGACGCCCUUCCCCUGCCUCUAGACCCCCCGCCCCCUGUCCCGUCCUGCCUCACCUCCUGCCUCCCCCAGGGUUCGGCUCUCUGCCGUGCAUUCUCAAUGCCUGCUCUGGGGAUGUCAAGUCCACUUCCUGUAUCAACCUGUCCGUCACGGAGGCCAGGAGCCACGCCCAGCGCCCGCGGCCCCGGGUCCUGCUCAAGGCGCCCACGUUGGCUGAGAUGGAGGAGAUGAACACAUCCGAGGAGGAAGAGUCGCCCUGCGGGGAGGUGGCGCUGAAGCGAGACCGCUCAUUCUCGGAGCACGACCUGGCCCAGCUCCGGAGCGAGGGGGCCUCUGGCCUGCAGCCAGCCACUCCGCCCCCCGGAGGCCUGGCACCGUCGCGGCCGCGUGCGGGCAGCGUGCAGUCCCGGAGGCCGAGCGCCCAGGAGCCGGGUUCCUUCCCUGCCAGCAUCCAGUCCCAGCCUGAUCCCCGCUCCCCGCCAUGCAGUGACCUGGACUCGGUCAAGGACAGGCCGGGGGCCUCCGCGGCCGCAGACUCCAGUCACCUGUGGCUGUUUCUGUGGGUCCAGAACCCAGAAGUGGCUCAGCCGGGUGGCCCUGGCUCGGCCCCGAGGGAGGCUGCAGCUGCCGUGUCGGCCAGGCUCCUGUCUCUCCUGAUGGCUCCACCUGCCUCCAAGGAGGCUCCUCCCUGACCUGUGGGCAGGAGGCCUCAGUUCCUCCACGUGGCCUCCCCCCGGGGCUGCCUGAGCGCCCUCACAACGUGCCCCCCCCACCCCCGCCCCCGGGUGAGCCAUCUGAGAGCCAGGAGGGAGCCGGUGUCUUCAGGACCCCGUCUCAGAGGUGACACACUGUCGUUUCCACCUUAUGCAUUCAAUACAAGUGAGUCCCUAAGUCCUGCUCAGGGGACCACUUCUUGAAAGGAGGGAUGUCAUGGAACCAGGGGGCGUGUUUGAAUGGCAAGUCCCGUAAGGGUCUCUUUCCCGAGAGGCGCGGCUGGCAGACCCUGGAGCCUGAGUGACCUUGCCUCUGCCUUGAGCACGUGCUCUGCACCACCUGACGCGCACCCAACUUGACAUCUUGGCAACGUGUGCAGUUAGGGAAACGUGUGUAAGGGAUGGAGGGGAGUUGUUCAAAUAGGAACAGCACCACCAGGCUGUUGGGGACAGAAAUCAGAGGCCAGAGGACCAGGCUUCAGGUCUGAGGAGAACACAGGGCCCCAGACUCACCCAGUGCCAGGCAGCACCUGCCGGACAACAAGCCUGAGUGGGCAAUCGUGAAGGCCUGAUCCACAGACACGCGCCCGCUCCCACCAGCCUCGGGUGCCGCCUGUGCUGCCUCGUCUUGGCAGCUAACGUUUCAAUUUCAGGUGCCAGGCGUUGCAUCCUCUUCGUGGAGCUGAAAUGCCCCCCUUUGUAGAAGAGGAAUGGAUGCUUUGAGAGGUUGAAUUCUGUGCCAGAACACAGCACUGUUUCCCUGGGGGGCAGGGCAGGCUGUACUCACCACCACUGCCCAAAGGGCCAGGCGGUUAUGGCAAGGUGGACAGGGGCACCCAACAGACUGCCCGUGGGCGGCUGGCACUGGAAGGGGGGGGGGGCAAGGAGAGGGCGCAGUGGGGGCAGGGUUCCAGGAGGAGGGGCAGUGGCCUGGGGACUUUGGUUGGCUUUGAUUGGCCUGGUACGUUUGCAGGUAGGGAACAAGCUGUGGAGGCAGAUGGUUCAGGUCUGAGAGCACCGUGGACAAAGGUGGGAUGGACUGAAGGGUUAUGUGUGCAGUGAGGUUGUUGAGGGGCUGGGGGCUGGCCAGAUGGGUGGACAGGGCCAGGUCAGAGAACCCUUGCUUGUAGCAGUGGACAGAGAAGUCCCAGGGAGCAGCACGGCUCCCCAGCGUGGAUGAGCUGAGGAGAGGGCACUUUAGGGAGCUGCUGGGUUUGGUGGACUGAGGUCAAGAAGGUGCCAGGGUCCUGGGGAAGAGGGGAACUUGUGGAGACUCCCUGAGAGCCUGCGAGCAGCCCCUCGGGCCUCCUGCCUCAGGAGUUCAGCCACCCCGUGGAGAGCCUGGCUCUGACGGUGGAGGAAGUGA
Molecule: messenger RNA, 3364 nt
Organism: Hippopotamus amphibius kiboko
Lineage: Eukaryota; Metazoa; Chordata; Mammalia; Artiodactyla; Hippopotamidae
Gene: SPIRE2
Product: spire type actin nucleation factor 2
Exons: 11
Coding region: 88-1977 (629 amino acids)
Biological process (GO): actin nucleation; actin filament polymerization; intracellular transport
Cellular component (GO): cell cortex; cytoplasmic vesicle membrane
Molecular function (GO): actin binding
Source: RefSeq, a predicted model, not a curated record